AUGAGUCUUACAGAGCAAGUGCAAUCAAUCGACCUCCUUCAGGAUCAAGGAAUCAAUGCUGGGGAUAUAUCUAAGCUCAGAUCUGCAGGUAUAUGUUCAAUUGCGGUAAGUAGUGCUAACCCAUUGGAUCUGUUGCAAGUGUGGCUGAGACUAACCCAUGCCCAGUCUGUUUUAUCUUCAACAAGGAGAAACCUCACUAAGAUCAAAGGAUUAAGUGAAGUUAAAGUAGAAAAGAUUAAAGAUGCAGCUGCAAAGAUUAAAGUAAGUAAAAGACUGCUCCGUUCCGAACUUCGUGAAAACGUGUUCAAAAUUACCACAGGCUCAAGUCAGUUUGACGAAAUGUUAGGAGGAGGAUUAACGUCUAUGAGCAUUACUGAAGUCUUUGGCGAGUACAGGUGUGGUAAAACUCAAUUAUGUCAUACAUUAUGCGUUGCUGCACAGUUGAGUAAAAGUCUUGGAGGGGCAGAGGGUAAAGUUGCAUUUAUUGACACCGAGGGCACUUUUCGGCCAGAAAGAAUCAAGGCCAUUGCCCGGAGAUUUGGCGUCGAUCCAUUGGCUUGUCUAGAAAAUAUAUCCUACGCCCGUGCAUUAAAUAGUGAGCAUCAAAUUGAAUUGGUGGAGCAGUUGGGCGAUGAAUUGGCAACGGGUUGUUAUCGGCUAUUAAUAGUCGAUUCUAUCUUGGCUUGUUUUCGCGUCGACUACUCCGGUCGAGGCGAAUUGAAUGAGAGACAACAAAAAUUGAAUCAGCACUUGGCUUACUUGACGAGGGUGGCUGAAGAUUACAAUGUUGCUGUCUUUUUAACGAACCAGGUUCAAAGUGAUCCUGGGGCCAGUUCAUUAUUUGCUGCUGCCGAUGGAAGGAAGCCGGUAGGGGGUCACGUUCUUGCGCAUGCUUCUGCUACUAGGAUCUUGUUGAGAAAAGGGCGUGGUGAUGAGAGAGUGGGAAAAUUAUUGGAUAGUCCAAAUAUGCCUGAAAGUGAAUGUGUUUAUGUUAUUGGCGAAGGUGGAAUUAAGGAUAGUGAGUAG
This is a messenger RNA of Lodderomyces margitis, 1026 nucleotides long. RefSeq names its product recombinase (gene DLH1). Lineage: Eukaryota; Fungi; Ascomycota; Pichiomycetes; Serinales; Debaryomycetaceae. Gene Ontology annotation, biological process: DNA strand invasion; mitotic recombination; DNA recombinase assembly. The transcript has 2 exons. Gene Ontology annotation, molecular function: double-stranded DNA binding; DNA strand exchange activity; single-stranded DNA binding. The record is from RefSeq and is a predicted model, not a curated record. Gene Ontology annotation, cellular component: nucleus; condensed nuclear chromosome. The coding region runs from base 1 to 1026 and encodes 341 amino acids.